Molecule: messenger RNA, 382 nt
Organism: Dothidotthia symphoricarpi CBS 119687
Lineage: Eukaryota; Fungi; Ascomycota; Dothideomycetes; Pleosporales; Dothidotthiaceae
Exons: 1
Coding region: 105-320 (71 amino acids)
Source: RefSeq, a predicted model, not a curated record
GUGGACAUGCUGAGGCUGGGGCAGUCGUAUAUCGGCGGGCCGAGUGCGAAGUUGUAGGGUAUCACGUCUUAGUGUAAUUUAGGCCUGGGUUUGACUUGGUCGGGAUGGUUGUGUGGUGCCUUGGAAUCAGGGUUGGGGUUUGUGUAACCAGAUGCGCGGAAUACGACAUGCGAACUAGAAGUAAAAAAAACACCUUCUCGUGGGGGCGAACUGCUAUAAUCCCCGAACCCCUCAAAAAACGAAUAAUACUGGCAGCGUGCACACGGGGAGAGGGCAACGGGCCGUCAUUGAGGUUCCAUGACUUCGAUGAUCUGCACUAGGAUCAGGCUCCCAAGCAUCACCACCGCGCUCAGGAGAGGCGACCCGACGCGGUCUCGCCACA